UAUUGAUAUCUGAUGCAAUACCCAGAAAAGUUUCUUUGAGGCUGAAUAUCCUGCUUCUUGUUGGAUUUUGGGAAAUUCAAUUUUGAUUACCCGGAUAAAAAGCCAUCAAGUUUUUAGCUCUCAAAGUCAAUAUAUUUUAUCAAUUGGUGAGUUAUCGAAUAAUCUGAACAGGGACAAGAAGCAGACAUGGCGGAGAAUGCAGAAGUUGAUGAGCGUGUGGAUCUUGAUGACAAUUACAUGGAGGAAGAGGAUGAUGAUGUUGAAGAACAUGUAGAGGAGGACGGAGUGGAAAGUGGCGGCGAUGAAAAUGGGGAACAAAAUGACGAAGAGGAGUAUGAGGACUCAAUAUCUGAGGCGGAUGGAAAAGAUCAAUCAUUGGAUGUAGAAAGAAGCCACAUUGAAAUGGAACAUGGGGAAGAUGAAGAAAACCCCAUGGCUUCUAUUAGUGAAGAAGAAAAGGAGAAGUGGGCUCAACUUCUUGCCUUGCCUCCUAAUGGCUCUGAGAUUUUCAUUGGAGGGCUUCCGAAGGAUACCUCAGAAGAAUACUUGAGGGAACUUUGUGAACCGAUAGGAGAAAUUGUUGAGAUACGGUUGAUUAAAGAUAAGGAAUCUGGUGAAAGCAAGGGUUACACAUUUGUGGCAUUUAAAACAAAAGAGGCUGCUGAAAAGGCUGUUGAAGAGCUGCACAGUAAAGAGUUCAGGGGUAAAACUAUAAGGUGUUCUUUCUCUGAAACUAAGACCAGAUUAUUUAUCGGUAAUGUUCCCAAGGACUUGACUGAGGAUGAGUUCAGAAAAGCCGUUGAGAGUGCUGGUCCUGGAGUUGAAAAUAUAGAAUUAAUAAAGGACCCCCAAAAUUCAAGCCGUAAUCGUGGUUUUGCUUUUGUCUUGUACUAUAACAAUGCAUGCGCUGAUUAUUCAAGGCAGAAAAUGGCAAGUGCAAAUUUUAAGCUGGAUGGCAAUAACCCUACUGUCACCUGGGCUGACCCGAAGAGUACACCUGAAAAUUCUGCUGCUUCUCAGGUGAAAGCACUCUAUGUUAAAAACAUACCCGAUAACACUUCCACGGAGAAACUAAAGGAAGUAUUUCAGCGCCAUGGGGAAGUAACAAAAGUGGUUAUGCCACCUGGCAAGGCCGGUAAGCGGGAUUUUGGGUUUAUACAUUACGCUGAAAGGUCGAGUGCUUUGAAGGCUGUCAAAGAUACAGAGAAGUAUGAAAUAGAUGGCCAAGUCUUGGAGGUUGUCCUUGCCAAACCUCAGGCUGAUAAGAAGACCGAUGCAGCAUACCCUUAUGGUGCCGGGCUUCAUACAAACCAUGUUCAGCAUCCUGGGUAUGGUGGUUUUACUGGAGCUACUACAUAUGGCUCUGCAAGUGCUGGAUUUGGUGCUGCUACUAGUUUUCCGCAGCCAGUGAUAUAUGGAAGAGGGCCGAUGCCAACAAAUAUGGCUAUGGUACCCAUGGUUCUACCAGAUGGCCGAAUAGGAUAUGUCCUCCAACAGCCUGGAGUGCAGAUGCCAGCCCCACGUCCUCGAAGAGGUGAUCGGAGCAAUGGUCCGGGUGGAGCAGCAGGGCGAGGUGGAAAUAGUGGUGGUGCUGAUGGAAACCGCAGUAGAAGGUACAGACCCUAUUAG
Messenger RNA from Hibiscus syriacus, 1629 nucleotides. RefSeq names its product heterogeneous nuclear ribonucleoprotein Q-like. Gene Ontology annotation, molecular function: mRNA binding. Gene Ontology annotation, cellular component: nucleus. The transcript has 9 exons. The record is from RefSeq and is a predicted model, not a curated record. The coding region runs from base 187 to 1629 and encodes 480 amino acids. Lineage: Eukaryota; Viridiplantae; Streptophyta; Magnoliopsida; Malvales; Malvaceae.